Molecule: messenger RNA, 4427 nt
Organism: Tachysurus fulvidraco (yellow catfish)
Lineage: Eukaryota; Metazoa; Chordata; Actinopteri; Siluriformes; Bagridae
Product: protein NYNRIN-like
Exons: 1
Coding region: 1-1503 (500 amino acids)
Molecular function (GO): RNA-DNA hybrid ribonuclease activity; nucleic acid binding
Source: RefSeq, a predicted model, not a curated record
AUGGACGACUGCAUGAUUGCAGCGCCAUCUAAAGAGCAAUGUGAAAAAGACACUAUUGCGUUACUUUGUCAUCUAGCGGAGGAAGGUCACAAGGCGAGCUUAUCAAAGCUGCAGUUUGUAAAACAGCAAGUGAAAUUCUUGGGGCAUCUGAUAUCAGAACAAGGCAAAACUAUUGAGCAGAACAGAGUUGCAGCAAUACAAAACAUUCCAAAGCCUAACACAAAAAAACAACUGAUGUCAUUUCUAGGCAUGUGCUCUUAUUGUAGGACUUUCAUACCAAACUAUGCAGUCCUCGAAGCACCUUUGAGCGCAAUUGCUCAUGGGAAAGGCCUACAGGCCCACAGUGCACUGACUUGGACACCAGAGGCAGAAAAAGCCUUCGUAGAUUUGAAAAUGGCUUUACAAACCACCCCAACAUUAGGGAUUCCAGAUCCAAACGAAUUGUUUGUACAAACAGUUGAUGAAAAAAGUGGUUGUAUGACAUCAGUGCUAUUACAAAAUCAUGGUGGGAAAAUGAGACCAGUGGCCUACUUCUCUGCUAAAUUGGAUCCGGUAGCAGCAGGCCUGCCAAUGUGUUUAAGAGCAGUAGCAGCAGCUGAGAAAGCAGUUAAUGCUUCUAGAGAUAUUGUGGGAUACAGUGAACUAACUCUUUUGGUCCCACAUGCAGUGUCGCUUCUUCUUCUUGAACAGAAAACAGCACAUAUGUCUGCGGCACGUUGGCUGAGAUAUCACACUAUUUUGCUUGACAUGCCAAAUGUGAAAGUAAAACGCUGUACUGUGUUAAACCCUGCUACUCUUCUCCCUACAGAAGCAGAUGGAGAACCACACAAUUGUGUUGCAGUUGUAAAUGAAAUUUGCAGUCCUAGGUCUGAUUUGCAGGAAACGCCGUUGCAGAAUCCAGAUCUUGAGUUUUUUGUGGAUGGAUCAGCCUUCAGAGAUCAGAAAACAGGCCGCAACUGCGUGGGGUAUGCAGUAGUAACACAACAUGAAACGAUUAAAGCAGAAUCAUUACCAGAGCAUCUCUCUGCGCAGGCAGCCGAAUUGGUUGCUUUAACAACAGCAUGCAGGUUAGCAAGAGACAAAACUGUCACCAUUUAUACUGACAGUAGAUAUGCAUUUGGGGUAGUACAUGAUUUUGGUACAUUGUGGAAAAACAGAGGUUUCCUGACUUCUUCAGGUAAAGCAAUCACGCACAAUGGCCUGAUUUCUGAACUCCUGGAUGCAAUCCUGUUGCCAAAAUCUAUUGCCAUAUGUAAGUGUGAAGCACACACUGGGAAACAUGACCCCAUUUCACAGGGCAAUGCGCAAGCAGAUGCAGCAGCAAAAUCAGCUGCGCAGAAACUGAUUUUUUUCGUCAGAGAACGACGAAACUUUGUGUAUGUUGCAAAUAUGUACUCCCACAGCAGAUCUCAAAGAUCUUCAAUCACAGUCUACAGCCCAAGAAAGAGCCACAUGGAGGAAAGCAGGAGGUGUGGUAAGAGAUGGGGUUUGGUACGGCCCUGAUGACAAGCCAUGUUUGCCAAAGAAAUUGUUUCCAUUCUAUGCUAAAUUGGCACAUGGCCAAGACCAUGCGUCAAAAGGGGGGAUGUAUAACAGUGUCUCCAGAUACUGGCACACUAAAGGCUUUGCAAACUAUUCCCAGAAGUUUUGUGAGAAAUGUAUAGUGUGUGCAACAAACAACAUUGGCCGAGGCGUUAAAGUCUCCCAGAGCGCCCAUCCUCCGCCACAGCGACCAUUUGAACACCUUCAGAUGGACUUUAUUGAACUGACACCCAGUGAAGGCAAAAAAAUACUGUUUGGUGAUAGUGGAUAUGUUCUCUAAGUGGGUGGAAGCUUUCCCCACUUCCAAACAGGAUGCAAGUGCAGUAGCUAAAGCACUCCUGUCUGAAAUUAUUCCUCGUUGGGGAAACCCUGACAAAAUCAGUAGUGACAAUGGGACUCCAUUUGUAAACCAAGCACUUCGACGGGUGGGAGAGUACUUGGGUAUAGAUCUCAGACAACACUGUGCGUACCACCCUGCCAGCGGAGGGGCGGUGGAGCGAGAAAAUGGUACGCUAAAGAAUAAAUUGGCCAAGUGCUGUGAUGAAACAGGUCUAUCAUGGGUAAAGGCCCUUCCCAUUGUGUUAUUAUACAUGAGAACGAGAACUAGAGGGAGAGUGAAUUUAAGCCCAUUUGAGAUACUGUUUGGCAGACCCCCAAAUACAGGAAUUGAGCCUGGACACACACCCAGAUUAACCACAAGCCAAUGUGAAGAUGAAAUGCUGUGUUAUUGUGCUUGUCCUCUGUUUUGUCUCAAAUCCAUAAGCAGGUGAAGGAAGCACUGCCUAAGGUGACGCAAACAGAUCUGCACAGUCUCAAACCAGGUGACUGGGUGGUGGUGAAGGAUUUCAGGAGGAAAAGCUGGAGAGCCAGGCGGGGGCUGGGACCAUUUCAGGUACUUCUGACAACGCAGACUGCGGUGAAGGUUGCAGAGAGAGCAACGUGGAUUCACGUUAGCCACUGUAAGCGUGUUCCUGAGCCAGAGGAAAAACCAACACCCGACAGCUGCAAAGAGGAAUGAGAAGGGGCAUCAGGGCACACGGUGACGUGCUAGUAACCUCUCCCGUGAGCUCCAACUGACUUUCCACGACGCGUAUAGUGUCUGAGUCAGAAGAAAACCCUGAUACAACGCAGCAGCCGACACCGAGAAGGAGCAGCGUCAUCUGAAGGAGUAACAUCCACACACACACACACACACAAGAAUGUAAACACAAAUGUAAAUGAAAUUAAUGAACUGAAAGAGGUAAAUGUGACAGACACUUAUGACAGCAGAUGACGACAGCAUUACACAUUUACGACAGCCAGACUCCCGUACAAACACAAAUAUAAGAUCUGACUUCUACAAUCGAUCAACAUUGAUGAGUAAAAGCUCCUGUUAAGAUGAGGAGCCUGUUUGACUAUCACCCAAGAGUUUUAGGGAUCAUUGGCAUCCUUAUGAUCUGCCUGUUAAUUAGAGGGAAUGCAGAAAAGACUUCCACCUUUGGUAGAAGUCGCAGAGACGUGCAUGAAAACACUUAUUGGCAAUUUGCCAACUACACUGCCAAAAUGAUCACAAAUGAGUCUUGUUAUGUGUGUAUGAUUCUCCCCACAGCUGCGAGUAAACACACAAUGAUCCCCAUGAAAAGUAAUGGUAGUGAAUUGAAAGCCAUAGCCCAAUACUGUAGAAAUUCUUACUGCAUGUGGAAGCAGGAUGCUUAUAGAGUCCAGAAUGGCACACAUUUGAGUCUGGUGAUAAAUUCACCGGCCUCCCUGUGGUGUGAAGCUGGUGGUGCAUGGCCGUUCUUAGUGGGAGGACUGAUUUAACUGGUACCACCAUAUGUCUACGGACUCUAAUGCGUGUGACAAAACGAACAUUCAAGGUAAACCAAACAAGAGUUAACACAUUUGUUGCACAGCCUCCUCCUAAAUUGAACUACACACACUGUUUUGUAGGUACAGGAAACAUACCGUUAGGUAAUAUUGGCAGCCGUAGGUGCACUCAUUUAUAUUACCCAUAUUCUGAUGACGGAACCUGCCCACAGGCAGAGUGUUCCCUCAUUCAUCCAUCUGACACCGGCAUAUUACUCAGGGCUGACGACUGGUACUGGGUCUGUGGUAAAAACGUGUAUCUAGCCCUACCCCGUAACUGGGGAGGAGUAUGUACUUUAGCAAGGUUUAGGUAUCCAGGUGUGGUCAUAGCUCACUCACACUCACCAAUAAAGCGACCCAAGAGAGAGGUGUCUGAUAAUGACUUUCCUCCGCCAGAACAUAGACUGAAACCUAAACUGAGUAAAUUCUUUGAUUCCUUCUUCCCACAGUAUGGGAUGACUCAGGUUUGGAAUCAACUAGAAGUCACACAUUAUCGGCUUGCCACUUAUAUUAACUCCACUAAUCGGGCAACCGAAGGCAUUAAACAGGAACUCGCGGCCCUUAGAUUGACUGCUACACAAAAUAGAAUGGCCUUAGAUAUUCUAUUAGCUAAAGAGGGAGGUGUAUGUGCCCUGAUUGGAGAUCAAUGUUGCACCUUCAUUCCCUCGAACGAUGACGACCAUGGGUCUAUCUCAGAUACACUGCAUGAUAUGCACAAAGUAGCAAACCAAAUGAAACGAGACGAACACGGAGAUAAUCGUUGGGGACCUUGGUAUACACUGUUCCUGACAGUGGACUCCCUAUCUAUCAAUGAUAAUCCCAGUGAUUGUGGUAUUACUCUUAUUAUGUUUGUUUGGCCCUUGCAUAUACAAAUGCAUUCAUUACAUCAUAAUGUCCAAUCUAACGACCAAACAACUUGUGAAACUAGACGAUAUUGACGAUGACCCUGAAUGGAGUCCUCCGUUCAGCGAUGACUAUUUCACUGAAUUUGCCCAGACUGAUCCAGAAACAGACAAAGGUGAAUACGGACAGUAGAGACU